UAGAAUUAUCAUUAUUAGUAUCACCAUUAUUAUUAUUAUUAUUACUGUUUUGAUAUCCUUUUUAUAUCCUGAUAAAUUCUUUACAGAGCAAAUCCAUAUGAGGGCGAUAUUUUUCCUGGCGUUGGCUGCACUGGCCACUGCUGAGCCAAGUCAAAGCAAGGUCGACAACGUGAAUGAGCCACAGGAUGGCGAUGUCCAUAACAGGGUCAAGAGAGAGCUCACGGGAGACCCGGAUGGCUACGGCCCCAACAUCAACGUGGAUUUGGAGAUCAACGCUGGACCCUAUGCACACGUAGCCGUUGACGUUGACGUCAACAUUGGAUUAUCCCCAACAUCAUUGGAAUCACUGAAAGAUUUUAGCUCGAAGACCAGCUGUUGCAUUCAACGUAGAUCUUGCAAGAGGAAUGCGUCACGAAUGUCAGCGUGAGUUGGUUUAGACGCAAGAGGAGAAGCCGGACCCGAGGCGGACGCACCUCAAGGCAGCAGCGCAGUUACACGUGACCUUUAUUGAAGGUGUUGUGUAUAACUAAGAAUAUUAAUUUGCAGGUCUUCAUUGUGAUGAUCAAAUAUUUUUUCCCUUUAUUCAAUGUACAAAUAAAGGUUUGAAAUCGCA
Messenger RNA from Penaeus monodon (black tiger shrimp), 613 nucleotides. RefSeq lists its product as uncharacterized. The transcript is spliced from 3 exons. Bases 98 to 427 code for a protein of 109 amino acids. The record is from RefSeq and is a predicted model, not a curated record. Lineage: Eukaryota; Metazoa; Arthropoda; Malacostraca; Decapoda; Penaeidae.